Carassius gibelio (silver crucian carp) is the source of this 1857-nucleotide messenger RNA. Its product is annotated as histone chaperone asf1b-B-like. Gene Ontology annotation, cellular component: nucleus. The transcript has 5 exons. Gene Ontology annotation, molecular function: histone binding. Lineage: Eukaryota; Metazoa; Chordata; Actinopteri; Cypriniformes; Cyprinidae. The record is from RefSeq and is a predicted model, not a curated record. Gene Ontology annotation, biological process: DNA replication-dependent chromatin assembly. The coding region runs from base 431 to 1024 and encodes 197 amino acids.
UCUUCAGAGAGGAAGAGGAACAUCAGAUCCAGAGCACUUGCUGCUGUCAUUCUCUUUGGGGCAUUUGGGGACGUUUUUUCCUUCAGGAUCCCGUGGAAACGACGGAUUAGAUUAUUUUAUUUGGUUUUUAACACCAUGUACACGCAAAACCGUCACUAAAUUAUAUGUUAUUCAAGUUGUUCCAACAAUAAGUAAAAUGGAUGUAUGGCGACCGUCUGAUUAGUUAAAAAAGUACAAAAUAACCCUAUCAAGAGAAAACCAUGCAGCUACAACGUUAGCUGCUCCAAUAAAGGAUCGUUUUGUCAUUCCGACUCCGGGUUACGUUACAUUUCAGCUUUACUUCAGAUUUACAGUGAACUGGACUGUUUUUAAGAGGCUUUCUUUCAUAAACACAAGGCCGAUUUCUGUUGAUCGGGUCUUGUGAGCCAUCAUGGCCAAAGUGCAGGUGCUAAACGUGUCUGUUCUGGAUAACCCCAGUCCUUUUGGAAACCCGUUUCAAUUCGAAAUCACGUUUGAGUGUAUGGAGGACCUACCUGAAGAUCUGGAGUGGAAGAUCAUAUACGUGGGCUCUGCGGAGAGUGACGAGUACGACCAGGUCCUGGACUCGGUUCUGGUCGGCCCAGUUCCUGCAGGCAGACAUAUGUUUGUGUUUCAGGCGGACGCUCCAAACACAGGGCUGAUCCCCGAGAGCGAUGCGGUGGGCGUGACCGUCGUGCUGAUCACAUGCACCUAUCGCGGACAGGAAUUCAUUCGCAUCGGUUACUAUGUAAACAAUGAGUACACAGACCCUGAGCUGCGGGAAAACCCACCUGUCAAACCCAACUACACACAGCUGCAAAGGAACAUCUUGGCGUCGAACCCUCGAGUGACCCGUUUCCACAUUAACUGGGAGGCUACUAUGGAAAAGAUGGAAGAUUCAGAGAAUGUAGACCCCGCCCCCAAUGUCAUGCUCCCGCCCACCUCCAUGCCUUGCAAAGCCCCGCCCCUUGGACUCAUGCCUGACAACUCUAUGGACUGCUUAUAGAGCUUGAACUCAACAGCCACCUCAUACAUGAAGUAAUAAAUGUGUUAUUUUUGAUUUACAUGCCUGCAGUUCUUACAGUUGUGAUUGGACACACACACACACACACUCAUCUCAAUCCUCUGGCACUUAUUGCUCAAAUCACACACACCUGAUGUGCUCAGGUAGUCAUGGGACUUUGCAGGAGCUGAACACAGAGGGGCCGGACCGGCACUACCAGCAGACGUGGACUGUUUUCUUCGGUUUCUUUGUGGUGCACAUCACUAGUGAGGUGAAUCUCAUGAAAAUAUGUCUGGCUCACAUUUUCCAUAACAUUGAGGAAAAUAACAAUUCUAUUUUGCAGAAAGACAAAGAAGCAUUUUAGAACCUUAAUUGUUUUUUUUUAUUAAUUUUUUUCCUCAAAUUCUCAUUACUAUAAUAAAAAACAAACAAACAAUGAUUUCUGUAAUGCAGAGUUGUUUGUAAUAAUGAUGAUAUAAUAACGUUUGAUUUAAACUGUAAAGCAUUCAUACUUCAUGGUUGAGGUCAUAAUCACCAUUGAGAAUAAUAAGAUUUUCUUAAAAAAAAAAAAAAAAUUGUGACCCUGACAUGUUUUGUGAGAUUCAUCCUGUGGUACUUUAUGAUCAGGAUCUGAGCAACUUUUUCUGGGAGUAUUUAGCUUGGAUAUGAUCGAUAUACAGAACUCGUCACAAUUCCAGCUCUGUUUCUGCUUUGUUGGGAUGUGAGAGUAUUUAGAAAAGUAUUUGGUUGGUUCUUUUGUUGCCUUGUUUUUCCACAUGCUAUUUGUUUAUGAAAAGUCUUUGAUUGAAUAAAUAUUAACUUUUGUCAUUAUAAAA